Messenger RNA from Sabethes cyaneus, 3421 nucleotides. RefSeq lists its product as uncharacterized. Gene Ontology annotation, molecular function: protein binding. The transcript has 4 exons. Gene Ontology annotation, cellular component: cytosol. The record is from RefSeq and is a predicted model, not a curated record. The coding region runs from base 60 to 3242 and encodes 1060 amino acids. Lineage: Eukaryota; Metazoa; Arthropoda; Insecta; Diptera; Culicidae. Gene Ontology annotation, biological process: anatomical structure morphogenesis.
GAGCAAAUUUUUGUGAUUUUCUCUGAAAAAUUGGCCCUUAAACGCGUUCAACGACCGCUAUGAAUCGAGUCCAGGUGGCCAACUUGCUGGAAGAAGUACGAAAACCGUCGGACAAAGCCUCCCUGUAUCGCAAAUUAGUCCGAAUCCGAACUGAGGUCAUCAACACAGAAGCUGGCAUCCAGCACUUCUUUUCGCUCGGUGGCAUCAAGCUGCUAGUCGCACAGCUGGACAAACCGAACGAAAAGUUGCUGGAAGUCGCAUUGAGCAUUCUUGGAAAUUGUUGUAUGCGGAAAGAAUGUGCAAAACAGGCCUACGAAGAGGGCAUACUGGCUCCACUAAUAUCCUGCAUACACUUGUCCAACCCGGCGAUCCAGUGCCGCGGUUGCCGAUUAUUAGGAAAUUUAGCACAAUUUCCUGCAAUUAGUUAUGUCCUAGCAAAAGAUUGCAGCAGUACAAUUUAUGCGUUAAAUUCCAUUCUAACCGAGCCGGACAAUAGUGCGGUGCUGAUAAUGGCUGUACGUGUAAUCCGUCAGUUAUGGAAUGAGAAGUCCAUCCGUUGUGUAAUGAUCAACCAGAGCUGCAUUAAAAGGAUCGUUGCCCUACUGGUAAAGUUAGCCCGCAAUGAGUCCAAAGAGGCUGAAAGUCCAUCGUGUGAUGAAUCGCUUGGCGAAGAAACGGAGAAGGUAGUUAUUAAGCGGAUGCACGCUCCAGACCGCACCGUAACGAAAGAGAAAUUCAAAAAUAUUGUACGUCACAUGGAAAACAGUCACCACUGCGAUAUCGUGGGUUACCAAUUGAUCAAAAGCUGUCGAUGGAAGGAUUCACAGGAUUUCAAAAUGCCGGAUGCUAAGGAAACGAUAGAGCUUUUUAUGGGCAUACUAAAGUGUUUACAGAUCGUGACAACUACAGUUAGUGCACAAGUAGCCGAGGAAGUGUACGGAGAGAAUGGCUGUGGCGUUAAGUGUUUAGUUUUUCUCUGCGCCGAAACAAGUCAAUUUCGUGCUUUGGCUUUGAAAGUGGUCUACAACCUCGCUUCCAAUCCGGAUGCAAUCGACAAAUUAACUACUUGCGAUGUAAUUACAAUGGCAUCGGAUUUAAUCAUGUAUGCAACUUUAGAUGAGUCGGAAAAAAACUAUUGCACUAGCGUGAUAUGUCUGCUUGCGAAAGAAGCCUGUAAUCGUGGGCACAUCCGCAGAAGCGGUGCUCUCCAAGCUCUGAUGCAAUUGGCAAAACAAUGUCGCGAUAAACGCCAGUUGAGUAUAAUUCUAUACGCACUCUACCAGUAUCGGUUCGAUUCGCUUAGCUUUGAUAUUCUGCUCAAUAAUGGACUAGUUAGUUUUUUGAUUGAUGUUCUAAAAGAUAUAAUCUCUGAAAAGCAAAUAAAUCACAUAAAGCAUGACGACGAGGAAACGUUAAACACCAGCAUCUACUCGAAACGUCGGUCUAGCAGCCAGAAGGCCAAACAAAAGCGAAGCGAUGAACUGUUCAACUACAAAAGCUCUACCUUCUACCGGCAAGCCAAGAUGGCAAAAAUCGACCCAUACGGAGAUGCUCCUGAAUCGCCAGAGAGCGGAAGUAGUGGUUAUGCCAGCAACAAGAACCCCUUAAGCACAGGGUCUAGUCCUGCGCGAACCGAUUUUAAUGAUGAUGACUUUGACAACGAUGAUGACGACGUAUACUCACCGGUUUGUAGUGACAACGAAGGUGAUCCGGAAACGAAUGUAAUACAGGAAGAACGAGAAACAUCAGCGAUGGUCGUUGAUGAAGAAACCACAGUAGAUGAUACCAGACCUAGUGAAUUUGAUAUUCUGAAUUAUUUGUACGAUGAUAAUUCCAAUACCUACUUAACGAAUGAAAUGCCGACUGCAGAUACAGAGCGAGACGAAGAAGAACCAUUGGAACCGGAACCAAUAAAACGGAGAAAUUUCUGCAGUUUCGAUGACACCAUCGACGACAACGAAAUACAUGACAUUGAACUUGAGAUCGUUUCUUCGCGAGCAUUCGAGAAAAAUGCUAUGCAACCAAUUCUUACUUUGCUCUGGUCCAUCUCGAAAUCUCACCGUGGUUUGGAGUUUGUACAUUCGGAGACGCUGAUCACUUUGCUAAAGAUAUGCAAACUAACAAAAAAGCCACGCGGUAGAGCAUUCCAAAUUAUCGCAAACAUCAUCAAACAUGUGGAUCACUUUCUGCCACUGCUAAAGCAAGAUUUUGUCUUUCGACUACACGAGUUCAAAUUGCCCUACAGUGCACAUUCACGUUGUUGGAGUUGCGACGAGAUGAAAUCCGCCUGCAACGAGCUGAUGUCGCUGUUUGGUAACAUAGGUGAAACCGGCUACGGUCAAGGCGAAAUAGCUCACAUCCUGAGAACAGGCGAACGAACCUUACAGCUACAGGUUUCCAUCAUUGUCACCUAUGUAGUUCGGGAACCGAAGCUGCUCCACAAGCUGCUGUACGAUAUGAAAAUUUUAAACACAGUAAUGAACAUAAUUUUAAAUGAGAAUGACGACGAGCAGGAAGAGUGCUACGAUCAACGGUUAAGUAUUGCCGCAAGUUCAGGGAUCACCACGCUGGCACAGAACCUGAACAUUUGCGGUGAGGAAGAAGACACGGGGACACCAAGCGAGACACUGGAAGCCAAGGAGUUUGAUAACACGCUUACCAUUUGUGACGAAAACAGUACCGAGGAAAAGGUGAUCUUCAAAGUACGCAACGAAAGUGGCACGCCAGAUCAAGUGAUCGUAAGUAAAAACUUGCUAAUUCAAGGGAGCGACGUAUUUCAAAGAAUGUUCGACGGAGAUCAUUUUAUCGAAUCGCAAAAAAAUGAGGUGGAGUUGCAGGAAAAUAUAACCGUUGACGGGUUGAAGUACUUCUUCUAUCUGAUUAGACUGCAAACGGUUAACAAAUUAACAGGGAUGGCGCCCCCACCGAAGAUGAUAGAGGCCAGCCUGGAUGCACUUAGCUUGUCGCAAAAAUAUCUACUGCCGGCAGUGGAAAAAUCCGUUCAAAACAUCAUCAAAACCCUUUUAAACGAUGACUGCGUACUAAAUGUGUUUGAGUGGGCACUGAAAAACUACAACCAAGAGCUGCUGGUUGCUUCCACCUAUUAUUUCUUGUAUUCGGAUAUCAGCGGAACGGCAAAAUGUAAAUUGUUUCGCGCAGCUAAUAAAUCCGUCUACCGAAAAGAGUGGCGCAGGCUACUCAACGAAACUAUUCUGUUCCGCAUACAGCCCAAUUUAGAAUAAUUUUUUAGCUCUACUUCUACUAUGUUCCCUAUUAUAUUAAUAGAAACGAAAUUGUUAGUCAACCUUGUUUGUAUCGAUACCGGAGAUAUUUAUUACUCUUGUUAGCGUGUAAGAGGUGCUAUUUUAUCCUGCAAUGUAUAUAGUGUACACAUUCCAAGUCUAUUAUAUCGCAAAAUUUA